Molecule: messenger RNA, 2706 nt
Organism: Besnoitia besnoiti
Lineage: Eukaryota; Apicomplexa; Conoidasida; Eucoccidiorida; Sarcocystidae
Product: rhoptry neck protein RON10
Exons: 7
Coding region: 1-2706 (901 amino acids)
Source: RefSeq, a predicted model, not a curated record
AUGCCCGAAGUUGAUUCGGUCCUCGGUAUAAAACAUGGCUAUCUUGCGCCGCGCACUUGCCGGUCCCAGAUCCUUUUCUGUCCUGGGGUCAUGGCCAUUGUUUCUUUUUCUCUCUGGACUAUCCUCUUUUUCGUUCCAGCCGUGACUCCGCACAGAGCCGAUGGAGCAAUCGUUUCAGGGGACAAGGGCCGCCACGAGACCUAUUUCGCAGGUCGACGGCCUGAGUCGCUAGUCUGGGGAGCUGCAGGUAAUCUCCACGAAGGUCGCCAUGUUCUUCCACACGUCCAGGCAUCCGCGGAGUCAGUUGAGUUGCCAUCCUUUAUUGAGACUGGAGCCGAGCCUUCACGCGGUGGGCUGUGGUCUGGCCUCAAGCAAUAUGUCGAGCUGGGGACCAGUGAAGAGCGAAGCCCGGUUAGAAACGGUGAAGAAGCCAAGAACGAGCAGACUCAGGAGGUGCCUCCUGAAGAGAGCGCCCGCCGUGCAGAAGCCAGCCCGUCAGAGGCAGAGCGGUCCGAAGACGGCACAGGAAAUGGAGAAACGGCGGGCGACAACCAACAGGGGCGUGGAGAGGACCGACAGAGUCGCGGUCAAUCAGAGCAGUUAUUCAAAAAGGAAACGGGGACGGAAUCCGCCGAGUACCACCGACUGGCGCAGAAGGAACUGCGCGAGGCCAGAGCUGGCUUUGUGAAGCAAACGGGAGGCACCCCCGAGGAGUAUGGAGAGACAGGGGACUUUCCUUCCCUCUGUGGAGCCUGGCAGACCGUACCGUCGUCACCUCAUUUCGCUUCGAAUACAAAGUCCAGCCGCUACAGCGAGGACGACGCCAGCCUCUUGAGCGAGCAGUCGAACGCAGGCGAUCCACUACCGUAUCCCACUUGCCAGUGGCUUCCUCGGCGGGGAAUUCACAUUUCGGAAAGACGUACUUACGGCUUUGAGCCUAAUGUUGUGGACAUCGAGAGGCUGGAAUUCCAUUCCAAAGAGGGGUGUCUGCCGAAUCAGUUGGCGAAGAUUUGGCUCUACUCGGGUUUCUGGCAGCCAAAGUCCGCGGCGACAGAUCCCAAGACGAAAGCAGAGGAGAUGACGGUACAGCUUUCCUGGAUGAGCGUGGAAGUUCAGAUGGACGUGAACGCUGUCUCGCAUGCCCAACACUUGAUGCAGCCGGCGGCCAUUUCGGGUACGCCGACUGCAAAGGAGAAGCAAUGCUGGGAAGAAGGCGACCGACUGUGGCUGCCACCAGUUAAGCAGAUGCACUUGGAUCUCCGAGACAUCUGUACCGAAGCCCAAGGAAAUAUUCUUUACUCUCAGCCUGUCCCGCCCGAGUUCAUGAUCGUGCCGCAGGAAAUUCCUGUGAGCCACGAAGUGUUGGCGAAACGCCUCAAGCGCCGACUCCGCAGACGGCUGACUGCCAUGCAAGCCAAGCACGGAAAGCAAGCCAAUCUGUGGCAAGAGGAGUCUCUCAAAGAGGAGGCUGAAAAGGCGAUCGAAACGAAGUGGACCGAUGCCAUCGAAAAACGAUUUGUCACCCGCUGGAGAGACUAUCUAGUCCAACAAAACCUCUGGACAGAAAAAGUCUGCCAGUGGCAGUUGCUCCGAGAGAGUUGCCUGGUGCCGCCGCCUCUGGCGGGUCAAUCGAAGAAUGAGCACGUUUCUAAGGAAGAGAAAAAGAAAAUGAAAGAAGACUCUCUGUGCUACAUCCCGAUGGUGCGGCACUCUCUCAGUCGAGAGGAGGGCAUCGAUUACCUUGAAGUACCGCUUUUCCCCUUCACCAAGGAGGCCGAGCAUGUGCGAAUGCGCAAGGUAGGAGGCUGCAACCCGCAUCUGAAGGUCAGCUUGCAGCAUGGAAAGGAUGCCGAAAAAUUAGCAGAGGAGCAACAGCGCCACACGGCGCGAGAAGAGCUCGCCUCAGUCACAGUCGUCUCGAAAACAAUCCGUCCGCACGAGCAGACGUCCUCAGCAGCUGCCGCCGAGAGGGAGGAAACCACAGCGGUGCCCGCUGUAAGCGGUGAAAAAGAAGUGAAGAAGCACGAACAGGCCGAAGCCCAGUCUGGAGCAACACAGGAGAAGAAAGCUGAGAACGCUCCUGCAGAGGAAACUGAGAAGCCGAACGUAACUGAGUCUGGUAGUAAAGAGGAGCCAGAGACCAAAACAGAGCCUGCAGAAGCGGAUCACCCAGAGGUGGAAGCCCCGGUUCCUGAGGAGGCUGCUGUGAGUGAACAAGCAGCGGGUGCUUCAGCGGGAGCGGAGGAGGCGCCAAAUCCCUCUCCUCCCGCUGGGGAAUCCCCAUCCUCUGCCGCAGUUCAGUCAUCGGAGGAACAACCGGCCGCCGCGCCCGCGGCUGCAGAGGCCACGCAGACGAGCUCUGAGGAGGAAACUUCAGCAAAGGCUGCCGAAGCUAGUCAACCAGAGGCUGCGGCGCCGGUAGCAACAGAGGCGUCGGCUCAGGAAGCUCCACCUGAUCAAGGCUCGCAUACUGAUGGCAAGGGCAGGGGAGAAUCUCCCCAUGCUGAAGAGGUAUCCGCGCCAGAGGAAGGCUCUAAACCCUCGGGUAACGAGGCUAGUGAGCCUGAAAAAGCAACGCGGACGGGAGAAGACGAGGCCUCGGGUGAAGAGGCUCCGUCAAGUGACGGGGUUCCUGAGGAGGAAGAAGGAGGCGUGGAAGAGUCGUCGCCAGCGGAAGAAGAAUCUUCGGCUGAAGAGGAUGCAUAG